AUGACAGCCACGUGGGACAAAUGGGGGGUUAGGAUCCCCCUGACUGUGCUCUGGAUAGAUGACAACCAAGUCGUGCAGGUGAAAACAAGGGAAAAAGAAGGAUACACCUCCCUGCAAAUCGGGUCCGGGCAGAAAAAACCAAAGCAGCUGACCAAACCGGAGCUGGGGCAUUUCCGGGCAGCAGGGGUGCCUUUGAAGCGAAAACUAGUGGAGUUCCGUGUGUCAGAGGAUUGUAUUCUGCCCGUGGGCACGCCCAUAGACGUGCGGCACUUUGUUCCCGGGCAGUUUGUGGACGUCACAGGGACCACCGUGGGAAAAGGAUUCCAGGGUCCCAUGAAGCGGUGGGGGUUCAAGGGCAUGCCCGCAUCCCACGGAGCAUCGCUCUCACAUCGAAGCCACGGGUCUACUGGCGGCCGGCAGGACCCUGGCAAGGUGUUCAAGAACAAGAAGAUGGCGGGGCAGAUGGGCAACAAGCAGCGCACGGUGCAGAGCGUGUGGGUGUACAAGGUGGAACCGGCCAGAGGGCUGCUGUGGGUGAAGGGGCAGGUUCCUGGGCACAGUGGAAACUUCGUGUUUGUGAAGGAUGCAGUGAGGAAGCACGAGGUGCAGGGGCCAGACGCUCAAGAGCAUGGCGGCCUGCAGCUACCUUUCCCCACUUUCUACCCUCCAUCUGGGGAGGAUUUAGCGUCUUUACCCCCGCUUGUUGCGGAUGCUGGCGAAGUGGAUCCCUUUGCAGCUGAAGGAUAG
Messenger RNA from Closterium sp. Naga37s-1, 747 nucleotides. Lineage: Eukaryota; Viridiplantae; Streptophyta; Zygnematophyceae; Desmidiales; Closteriaceae. The record is from the annotation of a GenBank genome assembly.